GGCCUAAAAAAUGAGAAAGUCGAAAUAAACAAAUCCUUCUUUAUUAAACAUCAACUUCAUAAAUACACUUUCUUAUAUCUUCCUUCCUGCACUUCACAUCACAACACUUCUGUACAUUCACCACACAACACACGUACACCAAAAAUCUAAAUCGAAAAAAAAAAAAAGUCUCAAAAGGUUGCCAAAAGGAUUUCUUUGUUCCUCUUCUGUUCUCUUCUCUUCCCGAAUUCCCUACCGUUUGCUCCUUUCCACCACCCAAUUGCCCAAUUGCUUUCAGAUUGGCAUUUCGUUUUUCUACAUUCCCCAUCGACUAAUCCGCCUUUUUACAAAUACUAUACUUCACUUCCUUAAUUGGCUUGAUUGCAUUUCCCGUUCCUCCUCUCACAAGAUUACCAUCAUGAAUUACGCCAUGGAGGAUACACAGAACACUUCCCCAGGCGACGUGCCACCAGCUCAAGCUGCCAAACUUGCUCCCCGCAAAGGGCCCGAUGCUCAGAGUACCACGAAACGUCUCCAAACAGAGUUAAUGCAGCUCAUGACCUCUGCCGCCCCUGGUAUCUCCGCUUUCCCUUCCGCAGAUGGCAAUCUUCUUUCCUGGACCGCGACGAUCGAUGGACCAGACGACACCCCAUAUGCAUCUAAGCAAUUCAAGUUAUCCUUUGCGUUUCCAUCCAACUAUCCCUAUGCGCCACCAACCGUCCUUUUCAAGACUCCUAUCUAUCAUCCCAAUGUCGAUUUCUCCGGUAGAAUUUGCUUGGAUAUUUUGAAGGAUAAAUGGACGGCCGCUUAUAACAUUCAAACGGUAUUGUUGAGUUUGCAGAGUCUUUUGGGCGAACCUAAUAACGCAUCACCAUUGAACGGCGAAGCCGCAGAGUUAUGGGACAAAAACCCCGAGGAGUUCCAGAAGAAAGUUAACGGCCGUCACCAAGAUAUUGAUGACGAAUAGGUUUUAGGGGAGGAGGAGUAUGAAACAUCGUCAUUCAGAUACCCGGCGUCAAUAUGUUUAUGAAUUGGAGAUUGUGCAUAAUGGACUUUGGUCUGUGUCUCGGCUCGAGCAUUGGGUUAUUGCUGCAUUCUCAGGAUAGUACAGGAGGGCGUAGUCCAAUUAGGACUUCGAAGGUUGUAUCCUUAUUUUGGACCUUCAAUCAAUACAAUCAAAAGCAUUGUUAAAUAUUCUUGAUCUCUA
Messenger RNA from Botrytis cinerea B05.10, 1186 nucleotides. It is a transcript of the gene Bcubc11, whose product is annotated as Bcubc11. Lineage: Eukaryota; Fungi; Ascomycota; Leotiomycetes; Helotiales; Sclerotiniaceae. The transcript is spliced from 4 exons. The record is from RefSeq and is a predicted model, not a curated record. Bases 398 to 946 code for a protein of 182 amino acids.